This is a messenger RNA of Procambarus clarkii (red swamp crayfish), 1725 nucleotides long. The record is from RefSeq and is a predicted model, not a curated record. Lineage: Eukaryota; Metazoa; Arthropoda; Malacostraca; Decapoda; Cambaridae.
GACUGAAGGAGUGAGGGUAGCGGGGGGGCCAGCGCCAGUAGUGGCUGUGACGGCCGUGGGAGCACCCAGCAGGUCCAUACUCUUCACCAGUCAACUCAUUCACUACUCACAGAGUAAAGAAGCGACUUCACCUAAAUACGAAACCAGAGAGCCUUGCCUCCCAUAUUGAAAGUCUUCCUUAUGUUCUACAUCUUUGCGACAUCAAUAAAGGUAUAACCAACGGACAGUCACAGCCAACAGCUCCCAGUACCAUCAGUAGGUUUUUGGCUCACUGAAAAUGGCUGCCAGCUACCCCAUUGAGUGUAAAGUGUGCCACGAGCACUAUGACCUGGAACAUCGACGGCCACGUAGUCUGCCCUGUGGGCAUCCAUUCUGCUCGGCUUGCAUAACAAACAUGAUCAAUGUUGGUGAGCUUACCUGCCCCAUCUGCUGUACCAAGCACAAGGCUACAAUCCCUACACAGUUCCCAAUAAAUUAUGGUAUGGAGGAAAUUAUAGGAUCAUUUGAGAAUAUAAAGAUUACAAUGCCAACAUCAGCACAACCUGAUCAAGGCUGUCUCGGAGGCAUUGGCAAGAAGCUACAGUCACUGAUUCAGGAACAACAGAACAGCUUGAGUAACCUCAGUGCUCUUAACCAGGAUAUGGUUCACCAGUUGGGCGUGUACGAGGCCCAGCUCUUGGAAUGGCAGAGUGACCAUUAUCAACUUCUCACCGUACUUAAUGACUCUGCAGAGCUAUUGCAGAAAGAAUUGAGUAGUGUGCAGACUUUGAAGAAAAACGGUGAGGAACAGGAGAAGCAGCAGCAGAGUAUGUUGAAGCAUGUGACAUCUGUCACCACUGCACAAGAAGCCUUAAUUGCUCUUGAGGAGACUGAACUCUGCAAUACUGAGGUGGAAAGCUGGGUCCAAAAGUGCAGGAAUCUCUUCCCAAAUGUUGGCAUAAUUCGUUCUUCUAUGAAGGUCAAUGAGAUCCUAAGGAAAACUCUUGAGUUCUUUAAUGAAGAAGAAUCAAGUUCCACAGUUUGCCAGAGUGACUUGAAAAGCCCUGUUGUGCAUGGAGAAGAUUCAUCCACCACCAUUAUAGAGAAAAUGAAGCAAGUUACCUCAGUGUCUGUUAAAAAAUCAAGGCAUGUGAACUCUGAAGUGAGGGACCUGUCGAGUUCUGGCAAUGUCUAUGCUGUCCGUAAGAAGAGUGAUGGUAACUGCACCUAUUACAGGAUGGCACGAGAGAAAGGAAAAGUUCAUCUUUUCUCACAAGAAAAGCGACUACCUCUCGGUUUCCACACAGUGCAAAGCAGUUUAAGGGUUAAAACCAGCUGCUUCAGGUAGAUGGGACUUGACAGCCUGGGAAGGCAGCUCAUCGAGGGGAGUAAAACCCUGAUUUCAAACCUCAGCUGCCUUGUGGCCAUAACCACUUUUGGGAAAGGCUGUAGGAGUCAACCUGGAGGAAAAAUCCGGAGUUGGAGCCGCUAAGGAAGUUUGUUGUUGACGUCAACCUCUCACUGGCAGCUCCUGCGAUGGUACUGGAACCAAGUGUAUUGAUGCUUGCCUUUCCAUUGGAAAAUUUCAGCUAUGUGGAAAAGGGGAACCUGCUGUAUGGGGAUAACAGCUUUUCCUCCAUAUUGACCUACCCAGGCUUUGCGCCCUGGAAGGAUUGACAACCAGAGCGCAACUCCAUAGUCUACCAAGACUGAAGGAUUCCUACUACUACUCUGGUGAGAAUUAGG